GCGACCAUUUCCUGGGAUUUGCAUUUGGCCCACUGAUUUGAAAGCCUUCCGCAGAGCAGUAUUUGCUGAUUUUGAUCAUAGUCGCACUUUUCCCAUCAUAAAUAAUCAGAGGACCAACUUUAAACUGAUACAGAUAUAUCCGAAUUUGUUGAAGCUCACGAACACAAGCUUUCAGUUUCAGGGAUCUAUUUGAUUUGUUGUGUCAUUACUAACAAGACUCUGCAGAGAUAUAGACAUUCUGAAUGGCAAGAGCGUCUGGCGAAAAACAUGGGCAGAGAUACAUUGUAAUGGGUACAUGUGUGGGACUUCUUGCAGCUAUGUUGCUCACCAAUAUCUUGUGGGCAUCUUCAUAUCGAUCACUUCUCUCCAAAUGGGCAGAUCACGACUCCUCCCAUUCAGUAAUUCCACCGCCGUUGUUUGAAAAUGUCAAAGGAGCAAAAAUAUCCAAGUUGAAGGUUGAAAGCUUUAAAUAUCUGGAAGAGAAUGGGCCUGAACUGGAGUGGGAAGAGAUGGCAGAGGCUCCUGUAGCGCGUCUUGAUGGAUCGGCAAUACAACUUGGAAAUCUUUUUUAUGUUUUUGCUGGAUAUGAAACACUUAAUAAUGUACAUUCCCAUGUUGACAUCUAUAAUUUGACAGACAAUACAUGGGGAGGGAAAUUUGACAUGCCAAAGGAAAUGGCACAUUCACAUUUGGGAAUGGCAACAGAUGGACGCUAUAUAUAUGCUGUAACUGGACAAUAUGGGCCACAGUGUAGAGGUCCAAUAGCCUUGAAUUUUGUCUUGGAUACAAAAACCAAGAAAUGGUCUAGGCUGCCUCCACUUCCUGUACCAAGAUAUGCUCCAGCAACACAGCUUUGGAAAGGAAGAUUGCAUGUCAUGGGAGGUAGUAAGGAGGAUCGUCAUGAACCUGGUUUAGAGCACUGGAGCAUUGCAGUCAAGGAUGGGAAAGCUUUGGAACUGGAUUGGCGACCCGAGAUACCAAUUCCUCGUGGUGGGCCUCACAGGGCAUGCAUUGUGGUAGACAAUCGACUCUAUGUUAUUGGAGGUCAAGAGGGAGAUUUUAUGGCUAAACCAGGAUCUCCUAUUUUUAAAUGUUCUAGGAGGCAUGAGGUGGUUUAUGGCGAUGUUUAUAUGCUUGAAGAUGGAUCUGCAUGGAAGCAGUUGCCUCCAAUGCCAAAACCAGAUUCUCACAUAGAGUUUGCAUGGGUGGUUGUAAACAAUUCUAUUGUAAUUGUGGGAGGCACAACAGAGAAACAUCCAAUCACAAAACGAAUGAUAUUGGUUGGGGAAGUGUUCCAGUUUGAUUUGAAUGCCAUGAAAUGGAGAACAAUUGGUAAGAUGCCUUACCGCGUAAAAACAACUCUCGUUGCGUUUUGGGAUGGUUGGCUCUAUUUCACAUCAGGGCAACGUGAUAGAGGAGUGGAUGAUCCGACCCCAAAAAAAGUAGUUGGAAGAACUUUUAGGACACACUUAACACUACCAUCUGAGUGACCAUAUUAUCUAGAUAUAUAAUGAUUUGAAUUCUUUAUAUAAUUGAUUUUAGUUCCAUUGUUUUAGUAGAAUUGAUAAUCACUGGUUUUCCUCCUCCUUAUCUGGCAUAAAUUUGUUCUGUCAAUUGAAAUAAACUCUUCUUUUUUGUUUAGCUGGUAUUUUUCAUUUGAGGCUGAGGCUUCAUAGAUGAGCUGGGUAAUUUGCCUGGAAGGAUUAAACAGUAUUUGCGUUAGUGGUGUAUAUCAAGAGGUUUUAAUGAGAUGAGCAAUUAUGCCCAUCUUUUCUGGCCCCAUA
Molecule: messenger RNA, 1784 nt
Organism: Cryptomeria japonica (Japanese cedar)
Lineage: Eukaryota; Viridiplantae; Streptophyta; Pinopsida; Cupressales; Cupressaceae
Product: kelch repeat-containing protein At3g27220
Exons: 7
Coding region: 243-1490 (415 amino acids)
Molecular function (GO): protein binding
Source: RefSeq, a predicted model, not a curated record